AUGCUUUCUGUAAUCAGCUACCUACUCUUAGCUACAGUUUUUAUCAAAGAAUCGUUUUCACUAUCAAUUUCUAAUGUCUACACAAGCUACAUAGAUAGAGAAACAAUUGAUCAAUCUGAUAUUUUUGGCUACCAUAUACCAAAACCAAUUGGAUACAAAGGAGAUGAACCAAUCUGGCCCAGAAGCUAUGGCUAUUCCGCUGAAAUGUUCUUCGAUGAGAACGGAGCAGCGUUUCCAGUAAGACCAAGAAAGAAAUUGGGAAGUAUCAUUCGUCCACUACAACACAGUCCUCAAAGAUACGAAGAAGAAAAGGAGGAGACGCCUCGGUAUGAUGAGAGAAAAGCGCUUCGUGAAUUCUACAGAAGAUUCAAAAAUCGAGCAAGAACUAGCUAA
Messenger RNA from Caenorhabditis remanei, 393 nucleotides. RefSeq lists its product as uncharacterized. Lineage: Eukaryota; Metazoa; Nematoda; Chromadorea; Rhabditida; Rhabditidae. Bases 1 to 393 code for a protein of 130 amino acids. The record is from RefSeq and is a predicted model, not a curated record. The transcript is spliced from 3 exons.